GUCAUUGCGCUGACGCACUUGCCCUCAGUGUCGGUCUGGCGUCGCAUCGCGCCGUACGCCGAAACAUGCGCUGUCUUACUAUCAUCGCUUUUGUUUACAUACUACGCGAUGCCGGCGCUUACGGCAAAACCCGGCGUUCGGAGAUCCUCGAGCAAGAAACCCUGUUGGCUGUCGGCGGGAAUACCAACCUGACGGAGCAAGAGGAUGCCGUCAACAACUGCCUCAUGCAGGCCAAGUUCCGCGAGUGUGACUACGGUUUCACCAACCCUCAGUACUUCAACUUCUCACACCACUACUUCUCCUACAAGGAAAUCAUUAAGCACUCCAAGGUAUAUAGGAUAAUAAAGGAUAUCCCCAAGGGAGCGGCGCUACAUGUGCAUGACAUGGCCAUGCUCAGUCCAGACUAUCUUCUCAAUGUCACGUAUAUGGACUAUCUUUACGUGUGCUUCGAGAAACACACUGUAAAGCUACGCUUCUCCAAGGCCGCGCCUAAAGACACCUGUGCUAUUAAAUGGCAGCUCAUGAAAAACGCGAGAAAAUAUUCUGGGGACAUUGAAAAAUUCGAUGAAAAAUUGAGAAAACAUUUUACUCUAGUGUGCGAUCAUCCGGACGAAACCUACCCCACCAUCAAGGAGUCGUGGGACACGUUUCUGGGGUAUUUCGGGACUGUUGCCCCCAUGCUGUCCUACAGGCCGGUCUGGGAACAGUACUUCUACGACGCCCUGAAGGCUUUCAGAGAGGACAACAUCAUGUACGUGGAAGUGAGAAGUGUUUUGCCCGACUUGUACGAACUCGACGGAACCACUUACGACCCUGUCGUCACAGCUAAAGCGUACAAAAAGAGCAUCAAACGUUUCAUGAAGGACUAUCCAGACUUCCUCGGGGCAAAAAUAAUAUACGCCCCAUCGAGACUGGUCGGUAGACAGCAACUCGGAGUAUAUUUGGAAACGGCAAGGAGAAUCAAGAAAGAAGUCCCGGAUAUUUUCGCUGGUUUCGAUUUGGUCGGACCAGAGGACCAAGGCAAUCCGCUGAUCGAGUUUGUACCUCAGCUAGAAGAGGCCGGGAAGGAUUUGAACUACUUCUUCCACGCAGGCGAGACCGACUGGUACGGAACUCUCACUGACGACAAUCUUGUGGAUGCCAUACUGCUGGGAGCGAAGCGGUUGGGUCACGCUUAUGCGCUGCCGAAACAUCCGAUCUUGAUGGAAGAAGUCCGUAAAAGAGACAUAGGUUUGGAAGUGAACGUGAUUUCUAAUGCCGUCCUGUCGUUAGUGCGCGACGUUCGUAACCAUCCCUUGGCCUUAUUCUUGGCUCAAGGUCUCCCAGUGGUGCUGUCCAGCGAUGACCCGGGGGUGUGGGAGGCUGACCCGUUAUCGCAUGAUUUCUACGUGGCUUUCGUCGGCGUCGCCAGUAGGCUAUCUGAUCUGCGACUGUUAAAAACUUUGGCUCUCAAUUCUUUGAAAUACAGUGCUCUAGACGGUGCGGACAAAAUUAACGCCGUGGACAAGUUUAGUCAACGUUGGAAUGACUUUAUUGUUAAUUUUAAUUGUUCAAAGUAUUGAUAUUGUGUUUGUUUAUGAGUGUGGCAGACCAACUACUUAUUAAAUUAAAAUAGUCACUUACAUAA
Molecule: messenger RNA, 1627 nt
Organism: Plutella xylostella (diamondback moth)
Lineage: Eukaryota; Metazoa; Arthropoda; Insecta; Lepidoptera; Plutellidae
Product: adenosine deaminase
Biological process (GO): inosine biosynthetic process; adenosine catabolic process
Molecular function (GO): adenosine deaminase activity
Source: RefSeq, a predicted model, not a curated record